AAUGCACAGAAUGAAGCAGACAAUAGAAUUGGGUUUAUAUAAAUAUUUAAGCAGCGUCUAUUCCAAAAAGAUGACUGCAAACAAUUCUUUCCGACAAUAUUUGCCUGACAACUUAACCGACGACGUUGAGUGGAUUUACAACUACACAGGUCAUAAACAAUCUAAUUUUAUAUUCAAUUGUCAUUGGUCGGGUCGCCAAUGUCUUCCAAAACACUUUACACAAACCAUAACCGAUUAUGGAAUCUGUUUUACAUUCAACUCUCCUUCUUCGCUUCAACAAACACAACCUUUGACUGUUUCGGAAUCUGGAAUGAACAGUGCUCUUUCUCUUUUACUAAAUAUUGAGCAAUAUCAAUACAUGCCUGAUCCUGAUAACAAUGUUGGUGUUAGGAUUUUCUUGCAUAACGACCACAAGAGACCGUUAAUGUCUGAUUUGGGUUUUGCAGUGGCAGCUGGAAUGCAUACCCUAAUUGGAAUAAAACGGACUGAAACGCAGAGUUUGGGUAAGCCAUUUGGGAAAUGUACGCAAUCAAAGUACAACUCGCAUGCUGAAUGUAUAGAUCACUGUAGGCUGAAAAGAGUUUCACAAAUAUGCAACUGCAUUCCAUUUGAAGCAAAGUCAAUUCUAACAGAUGAAUCGUUUCAAAGCAUGAGACAAUGUUUUCUUUGGGAAAAUUAUGGAUGUGUUAGGACAACAUGGGAAAAAAUUAAAAAGGAUAAAAUGGACUGUGCUUGUUCUUUUCCCUGUAAAGAGAUUACGUUUGCACCAAGUCUAUCAUUUUCAUCUAUUUCCCAGUUUACUGUUGAUAAGAUACUAAGUGCUAAUUUGAAAGGAAAGCAAUUACUGCAAUGGGAAUAUUUAAAUAUCUUGGAAAUUGGGGAAAAGAACCUUCCAAGUAGAAGCAAUUUAAAUUCAAAAUUAAUGAAUGAUUUUAUUAAUAAAAUGAUUCCAAUGUUAAAAGAGUUUAUUAAUACUUUUAAGGGCGUAGAAAUAGGAGAUUGGAUUGGUGUUGACUUUAAAAAGCUAUAUUUAGCAUCUAUAGAUAUAUUGGAAAAAAAGAUAAAUAAAUUAAUAAAUGUGUUAUAUUCUAAGAGGAUGGAAGAGAUGUUGGUGCUUUUCUCUGAAAUGAUUAAUAAAAACACGUUAUUGAAAAAUAAUCUUUUUGGGCCAAUUCAAGUGCAAAGAAACUAUUUAUUUAAGAACAUGAAAGAUUGUUUGUCAUUGUUCAAUGAAGGGAAUUUGAAAUCUAAAUUUUGGAUUUCCGCUACUGAAAAUGCAAAACUACUUUUGGGUAAUUCAAACAAAUUUGACAAUUUUAUUGAUAUAAAGAAUUUUGUAAAAGUUGAUAUUUUCUAUAAAGAUAUAAGCUACUUGAAGAUUAUUCAACAAGAAAAAUUUAGCUUUUUGUCAUUUCUGUCUGAAGUUGGUGGAUUUAUGGGAUUAGUUUUGGGAGCAUCUCUUGUAACAGUUAUUGAAUUUAUUGACUUUUUUGUCUACAAGUCAAUGCAAACUUUAUCCAACAAACGUAAGAAAUCCGUGAAAGAAUUAAAACUAGAUGCAAGAGAAAGUGCGGCUAUAUAG
This is a messenger RNA of Dimorphilus gyrociliatus, 1582 nucleotides long. The record is from the annotation of a GenBank genome assembly. NCBI's taxonomy places the organism in Eukaryota, Metazoa, Annelida, Polychaeta, Dinophilidae.